AAAACUCGAAGGGAGAGCAGGAGGAGGAGGAGGAGGGUUUGCGUUGGUGUUUUGGUUGGCAGAGAGCGCUUGUCAAAAAAAAAGAAAAAACGUUCCUCUGACAGAAGUCAUGAUUCACAGCAGAACGAGAGAGAAGCAGAGAGAGAGGGAGACAAGCGACAGAACAACAGACAAACGGCAGAGGUAGGGAAAGACGUAGAGGAGCCAGGGAUGCAGGAGAGCUCUAAACAGCAAGGAUGCUGAUUAUGAGACCACAUUACCAGGAUGAGAGCAAUGGACUAGAUUCACCGAUGGCUUCCACGACUGUGACAACAUUGAUAAGGGGGCAUUAAUCAUCAAACCCCAGCAGAAUGAGAGGAGCAGGUCUGACUGGAUCCUACCCUCCAUCCUGUUGCUCUGAAUCCAACAGACGAAAGCUCUGCUGAAGAAACAUUUAAUUGGCUCUAAACAGACAGCACAAUAAACAAGCUGAAUAAAUAUAAAUGCUGUCACGAUGUGAGAAGAGUGGGCGAGAAGAUGAGCUUACCAGGUGGAAAUAAAAGAUGUCCACUUUUGUUUUAUGUUUCCAUGCUUUUUGAAUCUGAUUGGAAUAUUUCUCCAAGAGGGAUUCUGUUUCGACUUAAUGCUGUCUACGUUUUGACGUUUUGUGGGACUUUCAACGUUAGAUCGCAAGAAUCUUCAUGAAAACAGAAGGAACAUGAUUUAGUUUUCACUGAACGAAGAUUUUUUAAAACCUUUGAAAGUGACUUUCCUUAAUGCUUCUUAUGGCCUUCCUGAACAUAGCUGCUCCACAUCCUGCAGAGUCUGCUGUAGUUUAACAAGUUUGUUUGUUUUUUUUACCAGAUUUUGUCAAAUUAAAGACUUCACAAUUCACUCUUCAAGUUUUAGACGCGCCUCCCACCUACCCCCCCCACCAAUCAUGGGCAAGCCUCUCAGCCGUCCUGGGUGUUUCAGGAAGAGCUCAUGCUGCCUGGAGAAACAUGCGCUUGGGGAUGGGGGAGUGGGAGGGCGGGAUGUUGGGAUGGAAGGGGGUUAUGGAGAUGGCUAUAUACCGCAGCGAUCCAUAUACGACACCAUGUGUAUAAAUCAGCAGAUUGACAACCAUCACCACAACUCUGGGGGCUCAGUGAGGCGAGACGGAGGUGGAGAUGGGAGUUUUAACUACUCCACGAGUGGCUCCCUGAGAGUCAGCAGGUCGGACAUGUUUGAUCCACAGCCACGUUCCUUAACUCCAAACCCAUCCUUUGUUCGGCGCCUGGAUGAGAGAGCCAUCUAUGAUUCCCUGAAGCUCGGAGCAGAUGACAUAGAUGGCUGUCACUCUCCAGGUCAUUUCAACCGAUCCGUUUCUCCCUCUGUGUCCUCAUUCUCUGCACCAGGAGUGUCCUCCUCAUCAAAGAAACACCACCAUCACCACCACCAUCACCAUGGAGACAGCACAAAAAGCAGAGAGAGCCGGCAUUCCUGGAAAGCAGUACUUUCUCCGAAACCCUUGGAGUGUGUGGAGAUUCCUACAGUGGAGAUGAUGGACAGAGGAGGAGGAGGCUAUCUGAAUCCAGGGCACUAUCCUGCUGCAGGGCAGUCCUCCUCUCUUACCUCCCCCCUCAUCUCACCCUUCUCCGGCUCACCUCUCUCGUCAGGAUACCACACUCCAGUAUUUUUCUCCCCAGUCAAACCUCGCCCCAGUCAGAGCCAGAGCCUACGUUGUUCCCCUCCCCAUCUGAUCCAGCCAAGGCAUUAUUCCCAAACCCAGAGCCUGAGGCUGUCCCCCCCUCAUGAGCUUAGAAGGUCCCCCUACAGGGCCCCCCUGGUCCAGCUGUCUGCUCAUGACCUGGAGCAGGACCUUCGGGAGCGAGGAGGUGGAUGGGGCCGCAGCGAGCGCGACAGGGACUGGGAGAGGGAGCGGGAACGGGAGAUGGAGCGGGGGUGGGCCCAGCGGGAGUGGGAGAAGGAGAGGGAGAGGGGGAGGCUAGAGAGGGAGAGAGCACGAGAGAGGGAGAGAAGGGAGACAUCCACUUUCGGGACCUUCGGAUAUGGCCGUUCGGUUCCAUUACGCUCAGACAGAGACUCUGUUUUUAUAGAAUCCGACCACGGUUUGGACACAACACCUCUGCUGCUCACCCAGCCCUCACCGUCACCCUCCCCCAGUGGAGCUCCCAGAAUGGGUACUGGAGCUGUGGGCAGGAACAGAGCUGGGUCAAAGGUUGGCCCAGAAGGGGUUGGUGGAGGGAUGGUGCCUAGGUGCAACAGUGGCAGUGUUAGUUUGAUGUUGGUGGACAGUAAAUCAGGGUGUGGGCCCAGGUUAGGUAGCGAAGUCUUAACUGGAAACAUCUCUGAGGCAGAAAUGAGAGCAGGAAAACAGGAGCACCAUCGAGCCGAAAGCUGGAACAAAUAUGACAACGGGUGCACGUCUAGUAUGAAGAACGUACUGGAAAAGAGGGUGGGCUCUCACGUAAAAACACGGCCAGGAGGAUGGGAUUUGGAAGGAAAAGUGCUGUCAGGGUUGGAGAAUAAGGAGGGACAAAGAGGAGUGACAAAGAACGUUGAGAAAACUGGUGGAACUACAACUAGACAAGAAUGUAUACCUGAUCACUCAAACAUGAAUGUCACUGAUAAGACAGUUGGUCCUGCUGACAUGGUUCAGGUUGAAACCGAUUUUGUUCCUGAGACCAAGCUGGAGCUCGAUCCAGAGGCUAAAGAUGACUUCCAACAGGUGGAGAACAAGGUUGAAGAAGAGGCUGAACCUAAACCAAAAUCCAAUAUUUUAAAAUCUGAGUCCACUGUAGAAGCUAAAGCUGAAGCUAAGAUUGCUCCUGUUUCUAAGCCAAUGGCAGAAUCAGAAUCUGGGAUUAGUCAUGGAGUAGUAGAAGACAGUGAGACUGUUAGUCAAGCUGAAACUACAGGUGAACCUAGGAUAAGCUCAACUGCAGGAGAUAAACCUGAAGCUGCUCACAGACACCAAGCAGAGGGAAAACUUGAAGAAUCUGAUAAGCCAAAAUCAAGUCAUGCUGUGAAAAGCUCAGGAUCUAAGUCCAAAUCAUCCAAGUCCUGCUCCAGGUCUCGACCGGGCACAGCCACAGGGAUGCGCCCAGGAGCGCUGAGCCCCCGACAAAGCAACAGGCUUGGAGACCUUGAAUCGACUGGGCCACCUGAAGGCAUUGAGUCCACUUGGCCACGCAGAAUUAUGUUCCGAAAGAGGACAGUCCGUCAGGGAGGGGCACUCCACAAUCUUCCUAUCCUCCCCCCACUCCCUUCUGUCUUGUCAGCAAUGGAGAAGAGGCAUCCACACCUACGGCACGGUUCAGAGAACCCAUUAUCAAAUAUGAUGAACCCCAUUGUAGGGCGUUGCUCACUGAGGGAGCCCGCUCACCCAGAGCCAGGACAGGGGAGCAGUUUGGUAGGCCGGUCAUCCCUGAGGGAGCAGAACUUAGAGCACUGGAGGGUAUGCAGGGAGCAAGAAGAACCCAGGAGGUCCAGAAGCCGGGAGAAACGAGGGGAGCAGAGUAUGGACAAGGCAGAGAAAGAGGGAAAGAAAGGAAAGGUGGAGAAAAGAGAAGAAACACUGAAGAAUGAGAAGGUAGUUGUGCUGGAAACUAAACAAGACAAGGUGGGGAUAAAUGUAGAGGAACAAAUUCAGAGGGAUGUAACUAAAAAUAAGAAGGAGAAAAAACAGAUGGAUGGUGAAGUAAAGCCUGAAAAAGUGGAGGACAGAGAGAUAAAGAUUAAAGUUGGUACAAGAGAGCUACAGGAACAAGAUAUGGAGUUGGAAACAAAACCACACCUUGAAGAAAGUGAGGUGGAUGUAAGAGAAGUAAUACCUGUUGGAGAGGAAGAAGGUGUGGAGGGUUGGGAUGCUGUCCUUGACAUGGUCAACACCCUUUGGGAUGACAGCUGGGAAAAACGCGAAGCAGGUGGAGAAGAUCCCAAUUCCCCUUCAGGCUCCCUGCAGCGUUGGCCUCUCCUCCGCCCACCAAUCGGCUUUGGGGGCUCUCACCCUCCUUCCUCUGCAGCCUCUGAGCUUAGCCUGACGGAGUUAGAGAGGAGGGCCCGGGAGCUGGACUCUGACCUGGAACACCUUGAUCUGUCACAGCCCCACAGGGAUGUAUACCAAACGCUGCUGGAGCCAGGAAAGGAACGAGCCGACAUGUACCAAACACAUCCAGGGCCACAAAGAGACAAGGCUCACCUUCACACAGGAGUUAGCAGCAGAUCCCAGGUCAGUUUGGAGCUGAAUGCCAUGGCUUCGACACCUACAGAUACUGACAGGUCAACUAGUGACUGGUCAACUAAAUCUGCAAGCACUCCCACUGGUGGACCAAGCUCCAAUAAAGAGGACAGCUCUCCAGACUCCAACCUGACACUGGAGUCUGACUCCAGUGGUGUCUUUCUCUCCUUAUCCAAUCAGAGCCAGGAGGACGCUGGUUCUGACAGUGACCAGCCAAUCAGCGGAUCUGAACUGGGCAGCAGCAAUACAUCUCUGGAGAAAGAUGGGGAUGAUGGAGGCUUGAAGGAAUGGGGAAGGGAGGAGAGUUCAGAGCUUCAGUGGUGCUAUCCAUCACUCCUCAACACCCCCUCAUUUGAAGAGGUGGAUGGGUGCGAUAUUGAAGAGGAGUCAGGGUGUGGAGAGGCCGGCUUAGAUCGGGAUGAGAUAGAAACAGCUUCUGUCAAGAAGACCCUGACGGAGCAAAAUGUGGUCCCAUACAAUGCCCCACAAACAGAAGAACCACCACCCAGGAAAAAAGUGACCCUUAUGGGAGUAGACCCACCUCUUCCUCUGUCUCCUUCCAAGCAACAAAUCAGACACCUUCUUGAUCCUUACCAGAAACCACUUAGAAGCUCAGGACUUGACUGCGGGGACGUGGAUCCCUUCGUCCAGUCAGAUAGCUUUGUUUAUCUUGCUGUGUCUGCAAGGCCUCCAUCCAAGGGUGAAGCUGCUGCAGUUAAAGACAUUUACACCCAUGAUGCAAAGCAAGAUGAUGUACAGAAACAGCCAGAAAGCAUUAAAGCACACCCAGGGCAACCAACCAAGGAGCCUGACACCAAGUUGGCACACCUUGCCCCACAGAAACCAGAGGAAGGAGACUUUCUGUGCACUGACAGCUUUAUCUACCUGGCUGCUCCAGCAUGCCUCCUACUGGGCCCUACUGGAACUACAUCCUAUAGUGGCAAGGAGUCCGACUCUGAGAGUUCUGGUUCUGGGCCGGUUGAUGUCUCAGUUCUGGGAUGUGGCUCCGUGGCAGGGGAUAGUGACUGGGACUCAGACUUGUCCGACUCCGAUCCUAGUCGGUCCUCUAGAAUCUCAACUGCCGGCUUAAAAGCUGUUGGAGUAGGGCGGUCCAAGAGGCCCCCUGCCGAGUCCGACUGGGACAUGUUCAGAGACACUACCGAACCGGAGGUGCUGGCAGAGCUCUUCACGGAGUAUGACAUACGCAACAAUGGGAAAUCCGGAAAGGUUACUACCAGCAUGGCAGCAGCAGCAGAUGCCCCGAUGGAAACUCCCUGUGAGUCUCCAACGGUAAAGACAGAGAUGCCAUCAGAGCAGCUGUCAACAGCAAAGAAGGUGACAUGGCAGUUCAAACCCACCCAGAGGUCCGUUUGCACUGGAAGCAGGAAGGAGAAGGAACUGCCAAGAUUUCCAGAAACGGAAGGAGGUGACGGACAUAGACCCUCCUCUUCAUCCUCAUCAUCUUCGUCUCCCUCAUCAUCGUCCUCAGGCUGAUUCCUAAAAGGGGCGUUGGUGUAGCUCUUCAGAGAAGGAGCUGAAGAGCCAACAGGUAGAAAAGCACCUGGUGAAUGUUUUUUCUUUUGUAUCUAGCUGCUGCAGUUGCCUUCUUCAGCCUUGUACAAGCUGCAUAAGAGUUGUUGCUUUUUCUUAGGGUUAGCUGACAGAUUCUCAUUUCUAAAACAGUUCAGUUUGAUGUGAGACUCAGUUAGGGCCAUGUUUUGGUAAAACAGGGUAAAAUAAUCGUCAUUUAUUCUCUAAACGAUUGUUUUGGGCUUUGUUCGGUGAAAUGAACUUUUCUUCAUGUGAACAAGCAGAAGAAAAUCCCAAACAUUCAUUACUCCGCUUCUCAACUUACUGUGUAUUUUAUAAUCAUAUCCAACUUUAUAGUGUAUUUAAUAGUGUUUAAUAAUAUAUUUUGAUCUUUGAGAUAUAGAUAAACAUAAAUACAUUAUAUAUAAAUAUAUACACACAUGUAAUUAAUGUGCACAGAGGAUCACAUGAAAUAUGUUUUAUUCUUCAUCAGGCCUUCGAUUAUGAAUAUUAUAAUGAAGCAGUAUGCUUGGAGAUUCAUGAUAUCUUCUUUGUUUAUUUAGCAUAGGGCAGCCAGUUAGUGAUUGUGGAGGAACAUUCACAUUUCCUCAUCUGAGGAACAUUUCUGAACAUCAAGCCAUCACUUUGGUAAACAUGCAGGAAACUUUGCGAUGUGACUCAGACCAGUCCAGUUUCAUGGCUUUACAGAAAGUGACUUUUUCUUAUAUAAUCGUUGCACUAUGGUCUCAAUGAAAAUUAAAAAUAAAAUGACAUAACUACAGCUGAGCUCAGCUGCUUCUAUCAACCCAUCAUGGACAUGAGUGGCACAUUAAUCCAGACAGGAAGGAUUAUAUGAUUUUUAAAAACAUGAACCGACUGCACUAAUUUUUAAUUUCUGUGCAUUUCCCCUGACCCACACAGGCUCAAAAAUAAACACGCAGGCUCAAAUAUAUACAUACAUUCAGCUGAACCUUUAAUAUGCAGUGCUGAAAGUUGAAGAAUAGCCGUUAUCUUGUUAACUUCUGGAUGGUGAUCAUGAUUGAGUGAAGCGGUAGUUUUCCAACAUCAUCAAUUUAAAUGGCUCUGUCACCUCUUUGCAAAUGUCUGGAAGAUGAUACAGGGUGGCGCUCACAUGAAAGGAAACUGUUUAUGAUGUUCAGGAACAACCCUGGAGUCACCACUGGAACACCAGUGUGAAACCUGCAGAUGUCCAGAUGGACAAACCAAACAUCUUCUAAAUGCUGAACUGCUUGCUCAUCAAGAAGACUGUUUGGAGGAGUAAAGGCCAGAGCACCUAGUAUCCAAACUGUAAAUCAUCAUGCAGAAAACCUGUUCCUGAACAGUUUGGAUUUGAUGGUGGGCUGCACAGUGGCACAGUUGGUAGCACUGUUGCCUUGCAGCUAGAAGGUCCUGGGUUCAAUUCCCAACCAGGGGUCUUUCUGCAUGGAGUUUGCGUGUUCUCCCCAUGCUAAGUUCUACCCAUUCUAACCCUAACCCAUGCAUAUGUGGGUUCUCACCAGGUGCCUAGGUUAGGUUAAUUGGUCAAUCUAAAUUGCCCUUAGGUUUGUGUGUUGCCCUGAGAUGGACUGGAGACCUGUCCAGGGUGAACCCCGCCUCUCGCCCAUAGACUGCUGGAGAUAGGCACCAGCUUCCCCGCAACCCACUAUGGAAGAAGCUGCAUGUGAUGGCUGAAGUUAAAGCAGACUAACAAUAGGUUUCAGGACUGAGCUCAACCCUAUUGAAACUUUCACAGUUCUACAGUUCUUAUCUACCAAUAAGUCAGAAAGAUGCAGAAGCUGGUUGAUGGCUGCAUCUUUCUCAUUCUUACCAAAUAUUAGUGGGGAUGUAUGGAUAUAUUUGAGCUUGUAUGUACAAUUUUGACCCUGUGUGGAUCACAGAAGCCAAAACCACUGCAGCCGAUUGUUAUAGAAUCAAUCAGUUCAUAUAAAUCCCACAAUGAGGGUAAACGUUAACACAACAUAUAUUUUUGCAGAUCCAAGUUGCUGUGUGGUGUCAGUUCUUCUGUGAGCCCAAGGUUCUAAACCAUGAGCAUAAUGUUUACUGGUAAACCUUUUGAACCCCUUUAAAUAGAGUAUAAAUGACAGCAAAACUACAAUAAAUACAAAAUAUAGAAACAAGUUAACAAAAUAAAACAAAUCCAUUUAAAAAAAUCCAUAAAAUAUUUUCCUAUUAAGGCUUUUCUACUUUGUAAACACUUGCAGAUGAAGCUUACCUCACGCAUCGACCACUUCAGUAGAUUAUCUGAACCUAUUAGUUGCUAAAAUUAGGAAUAUUUUAAUUUUUACUAGCUUCGCCUGUCCAAAAUGUCUCUUUUAUUUUCCUGCACAAAAUCAAAUCUUGGAGUCCAUCUCUGACUUCAUUCCACGUCUCACCGAGGGAAAAUCAGAUCCCUCCACCUCUGUUUGCUAUUCAGAGUCUUUCUUCAGUGUGGUCCGGAGGUUGUGGAGCAGCCGUUGUGUUGCUGGAUUAUCAGAUCUACUGUAUCAUGGUGAAUGUGGUGCUUCUUACCUGACGUUUGGAAUGAAACAGGUGAGAUUUAGGGGUAACGUUGUAGGAGGACAGGUUAACAGAGUAUUGUCAGAACCAGGUGGGACGUGACUUCCGGGGAUUGUAGUAGCUGUGAAAAAAGAGAAUAAGGAGUGUUUUUAAAGAUUUUUCUCGUAGCAGCUUCAACUGCCAACAGUAACACUGAAAAUAUUUGCAGGUGUUUAAACUUGAUGAUGAUGAUGUGAUGGAGCCUUUAAGCACAUAUCUCAGAGAAACAAAGUCCUUCUCUAGCAUAUCUGCUUUCAAUGUUUUUGGCGUUCUAAAUGUGUUGAGAAGGGACUGCUAUGAGUUACACAGAAGCUGUAAAACGAACCAGUUAAAAUCUAUUUCCUUUUGGUGGCGCAGUUCAGAAUUCAGACCUUCCUCAGUGGUGGGCUAAUAUUAGCAGAAGCUGCUGAGUAACAUCAGAACCAGAACCACAGAAACUAUUGAGUCACUAGUUGCUAUGGUGAUAUCCCGCUCUUCUGUGAAGCAGGAAGGAGGGGGCCAUGGUGCAAAAAUGACCAAGAAAACAGGAAGAAGUUUCAGACACACUGUCUGGAAGGACACAGAACUACCUACAUUUGGAUGUAGAAACUGGUUUAAAUCCAAAAGGUUCUGAAUAUUUCACCAGGUCCAAUUUUUUUCACAGAUUUUAUUGUACAUUUCUUGAACAACAGGUGACAUAAUGGUACUAAAAGUCCAAACAACUAUUCCAGGUGUGAAACCCCAACUUGUGACAGAAAAUGCCUCAAAAGAAACUUAAUAUUAAUAAUAAUAAAUGUACAUCAGUGUUUUUGCAAAGAAUCAGAUGUUUCAUCUCUCUGUAUUAAUUAGGGAAACCAAUUCUACGUGUAUCUUCCUUGUAAACAUAGUUUUACAGACACUGCAGUGUCCCUUCAUCAGUAAACAUGAUGUCUCAUCAUAUUUAGAGCUUCCAAAGCUUCUCUGAGGUUAAUUUAUUGUGAACAACCUGUAUUUGUUUCUUGUGUCCUGUGAGGUGGGUUUCAUUUCAUGAAGCAGACAGACAGACAACUCAUGCACAGCUAAUUCACUUUAGACACAGCUCUGAGACAGGCCUAGUUGUUCAGGCAUGAGAUGUGUUCCUUUAGCUGCUCCUAGCUAUUAGAGUCCUGUACCUGACCAGGUUGGCUGAGUCAGCUGAGCUCCGGUGUUAACUCACCUGCUACACCUGACCGAAGCUCAGUGGGGGUCUGAUGAAGCACUGCCAGGCUUUCAGAGCUGAUGCCAGCAGCACAGAUGACCGCUACAACUGUGGAACAAAGUGUUUCCAUACCUGCAGCAAUAUGUUCCCUUAUCUGGCAGAUGAUUAAACUGCAAAUGUAGUUUUAGAUUAUCAGAUUAUCAUUAUUGUCAGGAGGCUGCUGGCAUACUAUUAUGUAAAAAACAGACAAAUAUAAAAGGCAAGAACGGGUCAGGAGCCAAAAAGGUUUACAUAAUCACUUUUACAACUUCCCCUCUUUUCUUGUGUCUGGAUUUUCACUCACUCAAAAAAUAGACUUCAAGUCUUAACACAAACUCCAGCCAAACUGAAGCAGUGCAGCAAAGUUUGCAGCUCCACUUUGAGUUCAUAAAGGGAAGAUUUAUUUGGUGAAUUAUCCAGGUAGGACAGAGAGGUCAGCAAAGUGUUUCAUGAGAGACUUAACAAACCAGCACCCUCUGGAGGGAUUUAAAAGUUCUCUGUGAUGAGCCCAGCCUGCUUGUAUUUCACCACACUGAUGAAGGACUACUUGUGGUGAAAACUCUUAAUGGAAACACUAAAACUCCAGUUUAACCCUAAUCCACUGACCUCUUCCCCUUUGAACACAAUCUGCAGACAUCAGCAGACGCUUUGUGCUGACAGAUGACACAUAUAAUUAAAAACUGCUGUAAAAGAAAGCACUUAUCUGAUAAAUGUUAUGCUAAGAAACAACACCUCACCAUGACUAUUUGGCUGUUAAAUUGAGCUAUCAGUCAUAUCAGUGGCAUACCCUGUGCUGUGUCCUCUUCCUUCAGCUUUAGGUUCAUUCCUUCCCCUAAAUCCAAGAUACCAAUCAUUUUAUAAUCCAGAUGCAAAAAGGGUUUCCAACUAAGAGACUGUUUUAAGCGGCUAAGGAGAAAUCUGUCCUCCCUGCUUGUGUUGACUUCCACAGAGGUUAUUCACCUUCCCUGCAUAUAUGAUCUUGCAGUAAAAGUGCACACUCCAUCCAACAUCUGUUAAAAAGCAGCUGCCAAUCCAUUUGAUGCACCCCGUUGUCAAGAAAAACAAUCUGCUCUUUCAGUACUUUGAGAGAUAUCCAGAAUGUGCUGUGACAGACGCUACGUUACCAUACAUAUAUAGUUUUAAAAUAACUCAUCUUCUUUGAAGGCAGACGUUCAUUCAGGCUCUAAAAUAUGAUGAUUUUUAGUCUUUGAAGAUCUGUCUGUUUGUGUUUAAUCUACAGUACAACAUGUUUUGGAGUUGCCAGUAAACUAUGGAAAGCCAAAUUACUCCUAAUUUAUUCACUUGUCGACACCUAGUGGAGUCUUAUGAAGACUGUUAAACAGGACAGAAAACAGAAAAGGCUGUUGGCGGACUCAUGGUUGCAGCAACAGUCAAACUAGUACAGGGGCUAACAGGGGCCCCUGAACAAAAGAUAUAAUACCAAAUCACUUUCUUAUGAUGAUUGGCACAGAAACUACAACAGAUUUCUGGUCUCUUGCACCAAUUUCAUUUUUUACCUUUACAGUUUUACUUAAAAAUUGAUUAAAAAUUAAGUUGUUGCACAUUUAUCUUCAGCCGCAUUGAGGUAGGAUCACAGUUUUCAUCUGCUAGAGGUCUGGAACAUGCUGCUCCUGAGCUGCUAAUGGCUUUAUUUAAUUAUUUUGUUCUGUACCCCUAUGAAAAAAGACUGGCCCCACUCUGGCCCCCUGGUAAAUCUGUCCUAGAACCGCCACUGUCACCAAUCAAAGCUGUCUACCAACAAUUUUAGCUGUUUAGUAUUCAAAAAGAAAGAAACCGGAACCAAGACCCUGCACCUGGGCCGCACUCUGUAAUGCACAUAUACUUUUACUUCCCUGUUAAGAAGAAAUCAUUGUUUUACUUUUAAAGCAGCUGAGAUACUAUUAUGUUGCAACACAUGUAACUAUAGCUCUCAGUCAACCACAAUCAAUAAUUCACAUUUGAUGAGUAAAAUUAGUUCAAAUAAGCUUGAUUUUUACCUAAACGUUUCAUUAACAAACAAAAGUGUAACUCUUGAUGUAGCUGAUUAAAUAAGCCAACAAAGGUGCAACAAAUACUAACUAUUAACCUGAAAGUCUUGGGUCCCCUGACGGCCGGAUCCCUAUGCAUCCCUGAAGCAGACCAUUAUUUAGAAAUCAUAACUUUACCUCUAAAACACCCUUUACAGAACAGUUCAUCCAAUUCUUUACUUAGGCGUCAAACAUUUGGGAAUCAACUUGCAUUUCAUUUCUUUAUGUAAUCUUUCAGCCGACUGUUUGUUUAAAUAUAAAGCUCAGCAAUCAGAUGAGAUAAAAUAUGUGGAAAGUUUAACCAGGAUUAAUCACUAAUCUUUGGCAAGACAUCUGCUUUCACUGUGAUAGACUUUGGACGAAUGGCCAAUCACAUUCUUGGCUGAAUGUUUUUGUAAAACAUUGCUGAUCGGUGUUUUAAGCUUUUUGGUGAUUAAUAGUCAAGACCUUGGAUGCAUUUUUAAGGGGAACAAACUAUGAUUUAUGUUAAAAUCUCUUUUUUCUGUGUGCCAUUUUCCAGAAUUUGUUGAAACGUAUCAAUGUUUAAAUAAAGACUCAACUUGAUGAUGAAA
Girardinichthys multiradiatus is the source of this 12102-nucleotide messenger RNA. RefSeq lists its product as uncharacterized. The transcript has 5 exons. The coding region runs from base 920 to 5716 and encodes 1598 amino acids. Lineage: Eukaryota; Metazoa; Chordata; Actinopteri; Cyprinodontiformes; Goodeidae. The record is from RefSeq and is a predicted model, not a curated record.